Messenger RNA from Micromonas commoda, 1803 nucleotides. RefSeq lists its product with no specific name. Bases 1 to 1803 code for a protein of 600 amino acids. NCBI's taxonomy places the organism in Eukaryota, Viridiplantae, Chlorophyta, Mamiellophyceae, Mamiellales, Mamiellaceae. Gene Ontology annotation, molecular function: short-chain carboxylesterase activity; monoacylglycerol lipase activity. The record is from RefSeq and is a predicted model, not a curated record. The transcript is spliced from 3 exons.
AUGAACGGUUUCGAUGUAGUUGGGGCUCUCUUACUCUUCGUCCCACCAUCUGAAGGUAGGUUGCGUGUCAAGCGCCGCGUUGCCGUCGACGCGACGCUGGAGAGGAUCGGAACGUUUUUUGGUGGCGGCUCGGCACUUCACGCUGUCAGCUGGUUAAAGCACUACCUUCAGAUGAAGUGCCACGUCGCCGUCGACAACGCAGAACCACUUUGGAUAACUUUUGCCGCCGUGUUCAACACUCGUCGCGCACCCCACGGGGCGCCUCACCCCGCCGGCGCCAUGUCGACUGGAACGGUCGCGGCCGUAUCGGUUUCGACUUCAUCGCGCGCCGUCGCUUCAUCGCGCGCGACCACCGCGCGUCGAACGACCCGAGCGUCUUCUUCCCCAUCUUCGCGCCUCGAUCGAUGUUGCGCUACUCGUGCGGUGCCGAGUAGAGUCGGCUCGGCGCGCACCUCCGGCGUGGGCUUCGCGUCGAUACCCGCGCCCCGUCGAUCAACCUUGACGCGCGGUGACGAUGCGUACAGUGGAACGGACCGAUCCGGGGCGACGGCGAGCGCGCUGAGCGCCGCGGGAGCGUCGUCGGCGUUCGCCGUGGGCGUCGAUGCGUUCUUCUCGUUUCUGGGCACCGCGCUCGCGGCGCUCGUCGCCGGCUUCCUCGCGCUCUCCGCGUGGCGUCGCAACCUCGGAUUGCUCCGCCCGAGGCUCACGCUGUCCAAGUCGCCCCGCAUCGCGAGGCUCGUGGACUCGUGCCCCGCUCUGCACCGCCCGUUGAGGCCGCCGCUGCUCCUCCAGACGUCGCUCGCGCAGCUCAUCGCGUACCUCCUCAAACGCAACCUCGUGCCGGAAGCGCGGUGGACUCGAGAGACGCUGACGACGGGAGACGGCGGCGAGAUCGCGCUGGAGUGGUACGAGUGCUGCGACGAGGACGACGUCUGGAACGGUCUGGAAGGUGACGGGUCGGUCACGGCAUCCCUUCCGUCCGACGCGCCCGUGAUGUGCGUCUUGCACACGCUGACGGGAACAGCCGCCGACUUUGUCGUGCUCGCGAGGGAAGCCACGCGGCGGGGGUUCCGUCCGGUGGUGUGCCUGCGCCGCGGGCACCUCGACGCGCCCUUGCGCACGCCAAAGUUCAACCUCCUGGGUAACUGCGACGACCUGGACGUGCAUCUAGAAGCCAUCCGGAUGAAGUUUCCGACCGCGAAGCUCUUCGGCUACGGCGAAUCCGCCGGCACGGGACUCGCGGUGAGGUACAGCGGCGAGAAAGGGACGCGUAACCCGUUCACGGCGGUGUCGUGCGUGUGCCCAGGGUACGACACCACCGAGGGGGGCGCGUUCUCGCGUUUCGAGCCCUUGCUGGACCGACACCUCCUCGCGUCCGUCAAGGAGAUGUUUUUGUCGGCAAACGAGGAGUUGAUUCGAGGGUUCGAGUGCGCGUACGUAGCCCCGGGGUACGACGAGCUCAUCGCCGCGCCCGACAUGGCGGAGCUGCAGCGGCGUCUGUACGGCGUGGAGGGGUACUCGUCACUCGCGGAGUACCACGAACGGACGAACCCGAUGGGAACGGUAAGGGAUAUAGCGGUGCCGAUGCUGGUCAUCAACUCGGACGACGAUCCGAUCUGCGCGCCGUCCAACGUGGACGAUAACCUGUGGGCGUUCGAGGGGGACGUGGAUAGGGCGCUGGUGCGGACGCCGAUCGGAACGCACUGCUGCUUCUACGAGGGGAGGACGCUGCGGCCGAGGUCGUCGUGGGCGCACGAGGCGUCCUUGGAGUUUUUCGAGUCUGUGCUCAACGAAAAAGGGUAG